AUGGGCGGGAAGAGAACGGGUGCGGUGCGGGCACGGAAGCGGGCAAAUGCAUGGUGCUUGAGAACGUGGGUGUGGGUCCUGCUAGAGACAAGGCAGAACGGCAGUGGACAGGGGUCCACCUGGCUUUCCCGUUUCCCUGAGAAGAUGUGGUGCAGCCAGGUACCGGAUCCUGGGAUUACCAGAACCCGACAGGGCGAUCCCUUCCUCAAACGACCGAGGAACAUUAAACCACCACGUUUUCUGGGCUUCCAACUGCUGCCAAGAUCAAAUGGAGUGGCUUUCGAGGGCGGGCUGAGGUGGAAUUCCAGACGAAAAGCCGGGGCUGAUGGGCAGAAAUCCUUGCGCCUAGCUACUGUACGGUAUCUCAUCACCUUGUACGUGUCGAAUACUGCCUUUACGUGGUCGGUCAUUGAGGUACCCUCCCACAUGCAGCUGCCAAUUACAACACUGAACUUUGGCGCUAGGCAGGUACCUCGUACAUCAAGACCACAAGCAGCAUGGGGAGGGGGACCUUCCCACGGAUUGACUUUUACUAUUGCCUGCAUAAGCCGUGCAGCGCUUCGGCCCAUCAAACACACAAUAAGGAAGAUCUCUGCGCAAGACUUUGGUCCGUGGAUUUUGAUGACGAGGGUCGCGCCGAGGUCAACGUCCUUUUCUGUAGCUCUCUCGUACGAUGAAAAAAGCAACAAGGGCCAACGCUUUACCUAUGUAGUCAAUAACCCCUUUGACAGCCUGGUAAAUUACAUGGCAUGGCCCAUUAAAUCGCGCUGCAAUCUCCCGCACCAGACCCCUCCCGUUGCUGAACAAAGUUGUAUUGGUGCUGCCGCCUCGCAAGCCAAGCUUGCCAAGGUCCCUAGGGACCACCUGGGUAGAUGGUACCCCUACGGCUACCAUAUGCAUCAACGAUGUACUCCGCAACUAAGUCGAGUUCCCAAGGCGAUUCGAUUGUCGCCGCAGGGUGCGCCCCACGAGGUAGGUAUUCAGUUCACCAUGGCAACUGAGGCGCACACCGCACACUAGGUACAACGCGCACCCAAAUGUGAAUGAUAUCUACGAUGGUCGCAGGUUGCCGCCCCGUCGGGUUCUAGACUAGCCUCCCAAGCCUCGGUGCUACUGGUCAAUAUGAUCGACCAACCACGGCAGGCUAUGGCCAGUGCAGUCUAGUCUAGUUCUAGGUACUCUUUUCAAGGGACCUACCUUGAUAGGCAAGGUAGUACAGGUAAUUAGCGUGUUUAUCCCCACGCGUUCGACGAACCCUGAACUUACGCUCGCGUCGAUUUCACCUCGAGAUUCGAUUGCCAUGCCACGGGGAGUUUGUGUGCCGUCAUUUCGGGUCGCUCUGGCGUGACAACGCACGCACUGCAAUAAAGGUGCCUUCCUUGCCCUGCAGCGGCUGGGAUGAUCUGUAUCACAGCCUUCACUACAAAGACACAAUCCACGGUACCCACGUACCUAAGGUAGCUAGGGACUGGUCUCUGUACGGCCGGGGCUGAAUUGUUCGAAUUACAGAGCUGAUCAGAGCCGUGUCCAUCUGUCAUUUUCCUAACUAAUAGCAAACGUCACGGCCGAAUCUAUCUCUGGUCUACCUACAUGAAUGGGAUGAAUAGCGUUCAUGAGUUUCAGUGUUCCAGCUGCCCUGAGCAACGCCACAUCUGCCUUCGACCUGGCUAGGUUGCAAGUCCGAUCCAAGGGAGCACAUUGCCGUCG
Molecule: messenger RNA, 1707 nt
Organism: Pyricularia oryzae 70-15
Lineage: Eukaryota; Fungi; Ascomycota; Sordariomycetes; Magnaporthales; Pyriculariaceae
Exons: 8
Coding region: 1-1020 (339 amino acids)
Source: RefSeq, a predicted model, not a curated record